CUACCUGUUUUCUCAACACAUUCUCCUUACCUUCUAGCCAUUAUGUUUUGUUAGUACCUCUAACUAGUUGGCCUUGUAAUACAACUACCUGCAAAAAUGAGUCUAUUUGGGAGGGUGGAGGUUGAUGUAGAAAUUAAAGCUCCUGCUGAAAAGUUUCAUGAGGUUUUCAGCGGCAGGCCACACCACGUAUCCAAUGUCUGCCCUGACAAAGUCCAGGGUUGUGCUUUGCAUGAAGGAGAUUGGGGCAAUGAGGGCUCUGUCAUCUACUGGGAUUAUGUCCAUGAUGGGCAAGCCAAAGUUGCUAAGGACAAAAUUGAAGCAAUAGAUGAUACAAACAAGUCGGUCACUUUCAAAGUGAUUGAAGGGGAUCUUCUGCAGGAGUACAAGAGCUUCAAAAUCACUGUUCAAGCUACUCCCAAGGGUGAGGGCAGCUUGGUCCACUGGAGCUUGGAAUACGAGAAGCUGAAGGAGGAUGUUCCAGAUCCAAAGACAUUGCUUCAGUUUCUAAUUGAUGUCAGCAAAGACAUUGGUGCUCACCUUACCGCAUAGACAAAAAGGUUGUACUUCUACAAUAAAAGAUCGGGAGUGUUUCUGUGUGUUUUAUUCUAUAUAUCAUGCAAGUCUGUAUAUGAAUGUUAGUUUUUGUGUGGGCGUAUUGAAGCCACUUAUUGCAGGCACCCAUAUACUUAGAUCUUAUAUAUGGGUCAAAUGUAUCCGGGGCUUUUGUAAUAUGUGUUUUCUUAAGUAUAAUUUAUAUGCAUAUAUAUGUUUUAAAU
This is a messenger RNA of Corylus avellana, 776 nucleotides long. Its product is annotated as MLP-like protein 31. Lineage: Eukaryota; Viridiplantae; Streptophyta; Magnoliopsida; Fagales; Betulaceae. Gene Ontology annotation, biological process: defense response. The record is from RefSeq and is a predicted model, not a curated record.